AUGAAGCGUCGGCGCGGUCGCGGCAGGCGGAAGGGUAGACGAACCACAGCAGCCGUUACUGAGGAACAUGAGUCGACAAUUAAAAUAGUAAAAAAGAAUACUGUAUGCAAGGAUGGCGUUAUUCUAAAACGCUAUAUACAGGUUUACACGUUGCUGAAAAAUGGAUCAACAACGGAUGUCCCAAUCGCUCGGAGAGUGCCCGGUUGGGACACGCAGCAGUUGAAAAGAAGGAAGAAGAAGAAAAAGACACCGCACAUCAAUUAUGACACUUAUGAGCCGCCGUCUAAGGAUUUCGAAUCUUCCUUUGUAGAGAUGCCUAAAGAUUUAUACCAAGCUCACCUCAGACCCGGAGUUAUCUUUAGAAUACACAUGUCCGAAGCUAUUCUCAAAAUGCAAUACAGGAAUUAUGGCGAAGACAAAGACGAAUCGGUGAUAGAAGCAGACGUGGAGUACCUCCGGCUCACAAGGAAGGUGAUCAAUGACGAGAUCACGAAGUUCGAAGACCUGAAGUGGCUGAUCAGUUGGUUUAACAACCGUAGCGAGUUGAUCCAGGAACACACAUGCAAUACCAGAUAUUAUGCUGUCGGUAUACCGCCUACCAUGUUCACGCACUCUGAAGAAUAUAUGAAACGGAUGUGUCUAUUUGACAACGUGUACAUCGACCACAUACCAUACGUGAUUGGAGAAGACGGAUCCUUGCUAGCUAGUGUCGCGCCCCCCGUGUUGCACUGUGAUGCCGCCACCUGUACUUCAGUGCCGUUUAUUGAUAGUUUGAUGUUCGACGAGCGCUUUGCACGCACUAACGUUCGCACCGUCACACGUUGCCAAGCCAGCUGCCGCGCGCACUGCCGCAACGACGCCGACUGCUUGAAGCGCUGCUCCGACCGCUGUAUGCGCGCCGACUGACCAUAUAA
This is a messenger RNA of Zerene cesonia (dogface butterfly), 914 nucleotides long. RefSeq lists its product as uncharacterized. Bases 1 to 906 code for a protein of 301 amino acids. NCBI's taxonomy places the organism in Eukaryota, Metazoa, Arthropoda, Insecta, Lepidoptera, Pieridae. The record is from RefSeq and is a predicted model, not a curated record. The transcript is spliced from 9 exons.